This is a messenger RNA of Lymnaea stagnalis (great pond snail), 3992 nucleotides long. NCBI's taxonomy places the organism in Eukaryota, Metazoa, Mollusca, Gastropoda, Lymnaeidae. The record is from the annotation of a GenBank genome assembly.
CCUAUACGUCAGUACUUCCUGUUAUCAAGGUAAGCUUUGAAACGGCACGGUAUUUGAUUUUAAUUACUACAUACGAACUAAAUUAUUUAGUUCAUUAAUUAUUAUAAAAAGGUUUAGUUGAAAUAAAAUAUUGGUGACCACCCUCCCUCCUUGUUAUAUGUUAGGAAGGUUACUAAUAUUUUAUGCAAAGUUUUAAAUAAAAACAUUUUUCAUCAUGCUUACGACAUGAACUCAUGAACUUACUUAUUUAUAUUAGUCUUUAGUGUUAGAAAGUGUCUAUUGGCAGUUUAGUGCCAAUAGUUAAUAGCUUCUAGUUAAGGCAGGGAAAUAUUUGUAGUAAACUACCAAUAGGUUCUAGAGAGCUAUUGGUAGUCCAACAAUAAAAUCAAACAAAAUCAGAGCUUUAAAAACCCGCUAUCAAUGACGCUAGCGAAGUAUUGAAUAAUUUAAUAAUUUUUUUAUUGCUUGGUUCAUUUAUUACUAAUUCAUACUAGUGAUAACACUUCGGUUUCGGAACUCAUUAUAAAGUCUACAGUACAGUUUUAAUGCUGCUGCUGUAGCCUUCCUCAUGCUCAGAUUUGGCUAUGACUAUAUAAUUACAAUUUAUGAUAUAGACCUAACAUUAUAGAUAGAAGAUGUAUGGGCUAUUUAUCAUUAUAAGUAUAAGUGGUUUUAUAUAGUGUGAUGCCCCAGCCUAGGGCUGGGCUCACCAAGCUGUACAUACAAUGUAAAAAACAUAACCAUGAACUUAAAAUUUAAUUAACAUACAUUAAUGAAAUAAAACAAAAGUAUAUUUAAAACUAUUUACAUGUAUUGUGAAGCAAUGGACGACACCCAGCAGCAGCAUUUUUCGGUCAGAGGGGGGAAUCAGUCAGGAUAGUAGAUUUUAAAAAGAUGUGUUUUGAGUGCAGUUUUGAGGGCUGUGCAGUAAAAAUAAAAUCCAACGUAGGCCUACAUACUUUAGAGUGAUUUCAGGGAUGUAAUUAAAAAUAAAUUGUGACUACCAAUAUCUUUAGACUUAGUCAAUACUGCACUAAUCAAUCUAUCACCAAUUGAUAGUUUUUUAUAUUUAACUACCAAUAGCCACCUAGAAGCUAUUGGUUUUUUACUACAAAUAGCUCCCUAGAACUAGAAGCAAUUGGUAGUUUACUACCAAUAGCCACAGCCAAAUUAUUAAUUAAGUCUAAGUAAGACAGGGCACCUAGACGUUACAUAAUUUUAAAUGUACUGGUCCUGUCUUUUCAUUUCAAGCCUUAACAUACUUAACAUUACAUUUACAUAACUUUUAUUUUAAUCGUUGGUAACUUAAGUAACUAGGCAUAAAUAAAAUAAUUAAUCUCAUUAUUUUGCUCUACUAGUCUUACAGUUUAAAAAAAAAUAUUAGAUUUAGAUGCAUUAUAAUUAUUAUCUAAUUUGGACCAUGGUAUAAUAAAAUAAAGAUAACUGAGUUAAUAAAUAUCUGUGCAGUUUUUGAGACGAUUGUCAUGUCAUAUCAGCUGAAUAUCAAUAAUUAUUUUUGGGGUUAUUAAUUGACAAUAUGAAAGGGGCAAAUAUAUAAAGUUAAUUAUAAUAAAAGAUGCCAAUGCCCCUUCAUUAUAAUUAUAUUUUUUACCAUAAACUUUAUUCAGUAAUGCUAAUGGCGACAUCUGUUAAAAUGCCCUCCCCUCUUCAACCCAAAUCCAUGACCAGACCAACCCAGUGGAAUGAGGAGGUUGAAGAAGCUUACAGGUUUCAGUUGGCUGGAUACAGGGAUGAAAUUGAAUAUAAAGAAGUCAGACAAACUGAGCAUGUGAGUAAUAAAAAAUGAUAGCCAUUCAAUUUUAAGUAAAAUAAUAAUUCACAAAGUAUAAUUAUAAUUUGUUUAAUCUACACUAAACACAACAAAUUUUAAUGGAAAAACUGGUUUUAUCAACGCUUUUAGAUGAAACAAACUGUCAUUUUGUUCUAUUUUUGAAAAAGUAAAAAACUGUUUACCCUAGAUUUGAAACAGUAAUUGGCAACUAUAUUAUUAAUAUUAUUAUUGUGUAUAAAUGGAUACAAAUUUGUUAUUUCUCAUACAAAUUUCUUUCACAAUGCACAUUUGUACUGUUUAAAAACUUGUUUUCUAUAGACUUGCAUAUAUCAUCACAGAGGUUUUUGCAAAUCAUUAGGCUUGUAGAGCAACUUUCUAAUUUAGUUUUAAUCCAAUGCUGAAGCUGAUUUUUAAACCUUUGGCUAAGACAAGUGUUAUCUUUUUAACUACUAACAUUUUGUAUAUAUCCAAUAUAUUUUUUACUGUACCAUUAACCAAGUAAUUUCAUCUUUAGUUUUACAAAAUGAAGAAUAAAAAAAAUUCUAAAUGCAUGCAUUUUCCCCCCUAUCUUUGGAGUUUUUGUUGGCCUAUGGACAUGGCCUGCUUUUGGCUUAAUUUGAUGAUACUAGAAUUAUUUUAAUAUUUAAACAUGGAUUGACAUUGUAAUGAUUGGGUGCCUUUGUCUUUUCAAAUAAGUAGCAAACUCUUGAAAGAGGUUGUUUUCCAUAUUAUAUUCUCUUUAUAAUUCAAAACCUUAUUUUCUUUUAUGGUGUAUAGGUUGACAGAUGGCCACAUAAUGGAUUUAUAAAGAAACUGGUACGUCGAGAUGGAUGCUUUUACUACUACGAUAAAACUCGUGAAUGUCCAGACAAGCAAAUAAACAAAACAAAACUUUACGCAUAUUAAUUUUGUGCAAGCCAAUCUAAGUCAACCACUUUGAGAAAUAUUUUGAUUCACUCGAGUUUGGGAUUUUCCAGCACUGUAAAUAAAGAUGUUCAUGCUUGUAGCAAUGGCAGCAUGCCUGUUUGCAUAUUAUUUUAUUUUUUGUCAUGAAGCUCUUAUUGCAGUACUAAUAACAUUCUUAAAACUAUUUACCAACAUUGACCUUUCACAAUUUGAAAUGGUUUACAAUGCAUCAAAUUUUUAUUUAUGAUCUGAAAAAUCAUGAUUAUAUUAGACAAUUUGCCUUCCAAAUGUCCUAUGUUGGAAAAAGAAGUUUCUAAAAAUGGAAUGUAUAAAAUAUCUGCCAAUUAAAGCGAGAAAUCUUUUAACAAUUUUAAAAAGAGUUUCAGUUUUAAGUGUGACAACUUUUUACUGUCCACAUCUUCAACAUUCUAUUUUACUUUAAACACUAACGCUGUAUAUUGCUGUCACGUCUCUAAUUAGUAGUUGUUAAGAAUUUAAAAAAUUGAUUAUAGAGGUUAGCAAUUUUUCUCGCAUGGGCUGUCAGCCAAAAAAAUGCCUGUAGGAUUUUUAGUUUGAUACAUAAAUUAUCCACCUUUUGUAAUUCAAAAUGCCUUCUAUGGCUGCAAUCUGUCUUAUUUUAAUAUGUAUCUAUAUUUUUAAUUCAAAGACUUAAAUACAUUAUUUUUUGGGGACAAAAACAUAAACCUGAUGAUGAAGCCAUCAUGAAGUCAUGAUAUCAGCUUUUCAUGGUUUAUGAAGUAAGAGCUGUACAUAAUUAAUGCAAAUUUUCUUAAAUAAAAUGCUUUUAUUUAUUACAUUCAUUGAAUAAAAAAAAUAUGAAUGUUUGUCAUCUGUGGUUUGUUCUUUUUUUAUUUGUUUAACUAUCAACAAUUCUGAUUACAUUACCUCUGAAUGUUUCUACUCUAUACUGGUAAACUAGGAGCAUUAAUCUCAGCAAUGAAUAAUAAUUUUAAAAAAUAAAAUAGAAACAUGACUGGCAUAUCAAUUUCCUUUUUAAAGAAACUUGCUCAGCUUAUUUUGAUUUUGAAAUAAGCUCAUGACCUGUACUAGAAUCUAUGUGGAAAUAAUGCUAAUCAAAGAGACUGCUGUAAGAGAGCUGCACUUAGUCAAAUGUUUUCCAAAUCUAGUGAUAUGCUUUCAACUUUUCCAAAACACAUGGCCAAAUGGAAUAUAUUUCUAUGAUUUUUGCUUGAACUUAACAGUGAAACUUAAAAUAUCUUCAUUAGAAAUAGAGCACACAUAAAGAAUUUUAAGUCAAAUUUGUUUCUAGAAA